CGUUAAGUAUAUAGAACUCUGAUUGGAUAUACCCACUAAUUUGCAGAUGUCGUAUUAACGCGAUCAGAUUUAGGAUAAUAUCCCCAUUUGUCAUCAGAUAUACCGUACAAUCGAGCGACGUUAUGUAACUAUUUAGUUGCCCUUCAAGCGUUUUAUUUUCACCCUCUUCACUUUUUUUAUUUUUGUUCUCUUUAAUCUUUUUAAUAGUCGAUCCUUUUCCUUCCUUUUCUAUUCUAUUUUAUUUUACUAUCCGAAUCGGCGACGUAGAAAUCGACCAGUCGGUUGCCAUAGGAACGCUUUUCCACCCUUCCCACUUUGCCACCUACCCUCUCAACCUUCAUGACGUCACAUGGUUGCGUAAUAGAACACCAGAACCAAUUGCUGGCAGGAUUGCUUUAACGGGAAUAUCUGUUUUUCCAUAGGUCGUAACUGAAAAAGGUCAAAGACCUCGAACGAAUUUUUCAAUUCUGACGUUUGCAACUGAUAUUUUAUUUUAUUAUUUUGCUUGCGACGUGAGAACAAAAAAAUAUGUUCACGUACAUUCGACGGAAUAAUCGAUAAAGAUUGACCCAGGCAAUGUUUAGACUGAAAAGCUUGGGAAUAAAAAUGAAUAGAGAAGAAAUUAGGACUUCCCCAACGCAGAACAUGACCUCGGACUAUAAUACAAUUUAUGCGUCUAGAGUCGUCACGAAAAGCAAACGCGAAGAGUCGAGAAACGACUAAUUAAUUAAUCGAUGGACUAAUUCCUCUGAAAUUAUGUAACUAUUAUGUGCAACUGCAGCGCGUCCCUUACGUGAAAUGAUAUUCGUGCAAAUUCUAUAUGAAAAAAAAAUAGAAAAAAAAAAAACCAAGGACAGUCUUGAAAAUUAACCGAGUGAUUAGCUGAACUUGAAGAGGAAUUUUUUUAAACUUUUACAAACAAUAGUAUUCACACGUUGUGUAGAUUCUUAUGUAACUUGAUUAUUUAUUUUUUUUUUUCUGAUCUCGUAAAUCAGUCGAAAUUUAAAUCCGAUUAAAACCGUUGAAUAAAUUUUUGACGAUCACUCUCUUAGGUGUAUUUAUUUGUUAACUGAGGUAAUUGUAUUAUCCUUAUCUGAUUGUCAGUGCGGAAAACUCUGCACAAAACCCCUCUACGAAUGAAAAAAUAUUCGUUUUACGCACGAACUUGAAUGACGCACCGAGAGCGGAUUAAAUUUUCAAACAAUUUACGUAAAAACGAUGUAGAAAACGAAAUUUUGAGCCCAACUCAUAAAUUUUCUUUUAUUUAUAUAUACAAAUUAUUUUUCGGCUUUUUGGUUCAUAUCGCAAUUCAUUUAGUUUAUUCAAGCAUUCGCAUAGUAUGAGCUUUAUUUGGUUUCCAGAUUCUAAUUUCAAGGACUCUUCUGUUUGUUUAAAAGUAAAUUUUCAUGUAUAAUUAUUAUUCACGUUGUGUCAAUGAUUGUUACUUUAAUUUGUAGACAUUUUUUUUUCACAGGAAUUUUAUAGAACCCAGGAGACAAAUUUAAACAGGAUUUCGUGGCCGAUAAUUACCACUUUAUUUUUAUGUUAACCUUGGCGUUUGAUUUUUAAUCAGGUCGUAGCUGGAUUUUAUGUAAUUGCUUAUUUAUUAUUAUGGUUUUGCUCACGCUCCUGUAUCGCACGCACUUUCUUGCACCCAUACAAGCACGACUCACGUUAAAUUUCAUUAGACAUUGCCUCAAUGGUGAGUAGAAAGUUGAAUUUAAUUUUUUUGACUAUUCAAAAUUACAAUAUUGUCGUUUAUCAUUUUUUUGUGUCAAUAUUUGUGUAAAUUGAUCGAUUAAGAAUUAUUACGAGGAGACGAAUUUCGUGGAGCAGAGGACUGAAUCGAAUUUUCAAUCUUUUCUUUUAGGGCAAGGCGAGCGAAGAAGUGUGCAUGCUGAAGCGGACAGUAAUUUUUUUCAACGGUGGUAAGACCCAAUUUCGGGGCCUUAUGGUAGGUGAGGAAAUCCUACGUGUUCUGAGAAUCGAAAUAAACGGCCUCAAAGGGUGGCCGCGUCGUUGGACCCACUGAAACGUUAUAUCGUUUGAAGUAACCCAAGAGAAUGGCGGACAAGAAUCAAAAUUUUAUUCCAGAAUCAGCGAAUUCUACGCAUUCAGCUGACCCCGGUCAAAAGAGAAUCCAAAGUUCGGUGAAAGCGGGAAACAAUAAUUUUCCCGCGCCCGUAACAACUGGAGUUAGAAAAGAAGGACUCUAUACUAAAAAAGACGGUGGCACUAGGAACGCAAAUAUUACCAAGGAAUCUGCUUCGAAAUCUUUCGAAGACCAACAUUCGAUCUGGAACAACAAUUACGACCAUCCGAAAAAUGAAUCUCCCUCUAAAAAAGGACUCGCACCGAUAGUCGGUUGGCAAAACGGAAGUCCAACGGUUUUCCCGAGCUCACCGGUCAACACACCCGGGAGCGCCGGACCUUCGAAGACGUCCGACAACGAAAAUGAGAACUCAACCGCUUACAAAAGCUCGGAAAUCGGUAAGGAAAGCGGAAAUAGCGAAGGUAACGUCGAAGAAACACGUUCACCGGUAAGUCCGAUACCGACGAUCGAUCGCAGCGUGGAGUCCUUGGAUCCUGACAAGGAUACCUCGCGCACGAAUUCAUUGGAUUUUGGAAAAAGCAAGGACGUCAGUCCAGGCGCGGAAUCCGAUGACAAAUUGAUAAUGUUGAGUUCAGAAACGGAUUGUACCGACGAUCGUGUUCCCGCUACUCCAGCUUUCAGCUAUUUAACGUCGCCAAAUUUAACUGUAGGAACGAGUCCCACCAAUCAAAGUCCCGAGGAAUUCAGUAACAAUAACGUGCAGGGAACAAACGCCAAAAUUCCAGAAAAAACACAAGGUAUUCUGGUGCACAGGAAAUAUUCCGACGUCACCGUCACUUCGAAUCCUGGAUACCUGGACUACGACCCGAAGGACUUCGAUUCGAUAGACGGCUCUCAGAGUAUCCUUGAGAUUUACGACGAGGAGGAGAACGGGAGAGGAAAGUCCAAGAUUCCAGACGGAGGAUGGGGAUGGGUGGUGGUAGCGGCUUCGUUGAUCAUUUCAAUGGUUGCCGAUGGCGUAUCGUUCAGUUUUGGUCUUCUCUACAUAGAAUUUCUCCACGAAUUCAAAGCUUCUAAUUCGAAAACCGCUUGGAUCGGCUCCCUCUUCAUGGCGGUCCCGCUACUCUCGGGACCGAUAAUGUCCGCAUUGGUAGACAGAUACGGUUGUAGAAAUAUGACGAUACUCGGAGGGCUGAUAUCGGGGUGUGGUUUUAUUCUCAGUUCUUUCUCUCGAUCCAUCGAGGUAAUGUAUCUGACCUUCGGAGUCUUUGCUGGUCUGGGUUUGGGAUUGUGUUACGUUACGGCCGUCGUGAGCAUUGCCUAUUGGUUCGACAAAAAGCGCACUUUAGCUGUAGGUUUAGGGGCAUGUGGUACCGGAAUCGGGACAUUCGUUUACGCUCCGAUGACGACGUACUUCAUAAGGGAGUACGGAUGGCGAGGGACCUGUAUCCUCCUCUCCGGGACGUUUUUUAAUCUGAUCGUUUGCGGCACGGUCAUGAGAGACCCGGAAUGGUGGGUCCAAGAACAACAGAAACAAGGUUUGGGAUCACCGAGGAAAUCCACCGGACGUUCCGAACUGGGAGGUUCCGCCGGGAGUCCUUCCGAAGAAUUUCCAGGGGUAGAUGAGAUCAGGAAGCUUCUGAAAAGCGGCCAAGCACCCGAAUAUUUGCUGCAAAGUUUGAGCACCAGCACCCAAGCUCCUCCGAAUGCCAGGGGUGGAAACUUCAGGAGCGUCGUUAAUCUUCCGACCUUCGUCCGGCAGAGCGAAAAGGUCCCUCUGGAAGUAUUGGAAUCCCUGUCCGGCAAUUCGAGACUCUACAAUGUUAUUUUGGAAAAUUAUCCCAGUUUGUUACUCUGCAGAAGUUUGUCUGACAAAAAACUUGAGGAUUCCACGGGAGAAGUUUCGAAUGCCAAUAAGACCGGAGUCACGAUGUCCAUGAGGUUACAUACCUGGAUCAAACAAGCUACGGAAAGGGCGAAGACUUCGGCCCCCGUUCACGAUUCCCGUCCCGGAUCGAGACAUGCCUCGUCAAAGUUCCUGGCUACCCACAGGAUGUCCCGCAAAGAUCUCGAGGAGACGAAUCCGUUGCUUGCCAAAGAGCUUGCCCAAGCGAUUGCCGAAAGCGAGAGAGCAAAAUCACAUUCUCGUCACCAUUUGCCAGGAUUUGGGGGUGGCGUCGUUAGGACGGAUUCGAUUCCCUGGCUCAGAAGGCAGUUCAACACAAAUACUCAUUACUUCAAGGAUAUCAGAGUUCACAGAAACUCCGUAAUGUAUCGAGGAGCGGUUUUGAAUCUGCAUAAGUAUCGCCUGAGAGCCAGCAGUUGUCCUGAUAUUUAUAGAAACAGUAUGACGACGUUGGCCAAAGAAAACGAAGAGAAAUGGUACGGCGAAUUGAUCGAGCUUUUGAAAGGAAUGACGGACUUCUCCAUGUUUCUGGAACUCCACUUUCUCAUGUUAUCACUGUCGACGAUUCUCCUGUUCACCUGGUUUGUUGUGCCUUAUUUUUACCUGGCCGAUCAUCUAACGCAAAACGGUUACACGGAAGAUGACGCUGCUCACUUACUCAGCAUUAUUGGAAUCACCAACACUAUCGGAAUGAUCGGUCUCGGCUGGGCCGGAGAUCAGCCCUGGAUGAACGUGAGCAAAACUUACACAUGGUGUUUAGUGGCGUGCGGUGUCACGACUAUUUUGAUGUCAGUUUUAACGGCUUACUAUUAUUUGCUGAUGUUGACUUGUGCAGGUUUCGGUCUUUUUUUCGCUAGUAACUUCAGUUUCACCCCUGUAAUAUUGGUCGAAUUGAUACCCUUAGAGAGAUUCACAACCGCUUAUGGCCUGAGUCUUUUGUGCCAAGGAAUUGGAAAUCUUCUGGGACCUCCGUUAGCUGGUUUGAUUUUCGAUAUCACUCGCUCGUGGGAUUUGUCUUUUCUUUUAGCAGGUUCUUGGAUCAUAGUGUCCGGUGUAUUAUUAGGUUUUAUUCCCUACACGAAAAAUCGAAAAAUUUGGGGGAGCGGUCCCAUCGAAAUGGACAAGGAGAGGGACCCUGAAUACUGAGGAUUCGAUCUUGUAGGUAAAAAAAAAUCAAUUCAAUCAGCAGCAACUUCUUGCACAAAUAGUAUAUUGUCAUGGAAAUUUGAUAUCCAAAAACGAACCAUUUUCCAUACGCUUCGGAUGAAAAAUGUAUCGAAACGAUCGAUUAUUCGAAUGUCGAGUAAUGUCUCCGUGUCAAUAUAACGCGUUGUUACGUUGAAUUAUAUUUUUUAAUAUUUCUCUUCAUUAGCGAUUAAUGAUCAAAAUCAUCUGAUGAAUUAUUGUUACCAUAGAUAAUGUUAUUGCCAUUUAUUACUAAUAGUAGAUAUUAUUAUUAUCGUGUAAUUUUCGAUUGAAAGUUGACUAAUUUUAGUAACGUUAUGACCAUGAUUUUUCAUCGGCCGGUGCAAACGAAGAGUUGAAGUAUACGCUUAAAAUGUAAUAUUCUAGAGAGAAGAAGAGAAAAAUUUAUAGCGGUAGAAUGAAGUGAAUAACGUUUAUCUUCAGUCUAUUCGAUAUAUUUCUAUUACAUAUACACGUUCAUAUUCCGAUCUAUUCGAGUUAUACUAUGUAUAUAAUUAUAUAAAUAUGAUUACACUGUGUAUUGAUAUACAAGUUGAACAAAAAAAAAAGAAAUUUUCAAUUCUUCCAAUUAAGAGUUAGCGAAUAAUGAUUGCAUUGAAAAAUAAAUAUCUAUCGAAAUUAAUUUUUUGAAAUUCCAAUAUAAUCUAGAAACGGGAGUAUAAAAUUUUGGAAAGUUUACAAACUACAUAUAUGUAUACUUUUUGCCUUGAAAAGAAAAGAAAAAAAGACUCACAAUUAAUGAAAUACAACGCAAUCUUUUUAUCGAUCUACGAACUAGCUAUAAAUAUUUAACUUACGUUAUUAAUCACGAUUUACCUUUCUCAGGUUUCUAUAAAUUCCUGAUAAAAUGUAAAAUCGAUAUAUUUUCGGUUGUGAGAUUAUAAUAGUUUGCUAUCGAUUUUAUUAUGCCUUUAGGUUUCAUAAAAUCCCUCGUUGGUUGCUUCAAAAGCAAUCGUCGAUAUACGUAAUUUCCUCUUUUCUUAAAAAGAAAAGAAAUAAUUUCAACGGUGUACUGCAUUUACACUAUACAAUGAAAAUAUAUUACAGUUGCUACACGUUAUGUACAGUUAUAAAUUGUCACAUUAUGUACCAUA
Molecule: messenger RNA, 6259 nt
Organism: Athalia rosae (coleseed sawfly)
Lineage: Eukaryota; Metazoa; Arthropoda; Insecta; Hymenoptera; Athaliidae
Exons: 6
Coding region: 2064-5105 (1013 amino acids)
Biological process (GO): transmembrane transport; monocarboxylic acid transport
Molecular function (GO): monocarboxylic acid transmembrane transporter activity
Source: RefSeq, a predicted model, not a curated record